AUUUGGUUCAUUUGACUUGUACAUCUUCUAAAACAGCAAGAGAAGAUUUAGAAGCAGUUGUGGAGAAAUUGUUUACUCCAUAUACAGAAACAGGGAUAGAAAAUGAAGAAGUUGAAAAGCCAAGAAUUCUGUGGGCUCUCUAUUUCAAUAUGAGAGAUUCUUCCGACAUCAACAGGAACUGUUAUAAUGAUUUACCAUCCAAUGUUUAUGUCUGCUCUGGACCAGAUGGUGGUUUAGGAAAUGAUAAUGCAGUCAAACAGGCUGAAACAAUUUUCCAGAGUAUAUGCCCCAAUGAAGACUUCUGUCCACCCCCACCAAAUCCUGAAGAUAUUGUCCUUGAUGGAGACAGUUCACAACCAGAGUCUUCAGAAUCCAGUACCAUUCUAGAAGCCAACUCAGAGACUCCCGCAGAAAGCACAACCCUGGGAAACCCAGAGGAGACCUCUGAAUAAAGGCUAUAUACCAAACUCAAUACUCCACUUUGGAAGUUCCCAUGGGCUCCACAAUCUUCUUGAUGUAAAAAAAACUUUUAGAAGUCAGCAGCCAGUUGACAUGCAGAAUUAUAAGAAGCAACAGGUCAAAGAAAUCCAUAAGGGAAUUUUCCUUAAAAGAGGACAUUCCAGUAACACAAAGCACUUAUAAAGCACAUUGACUUACUUGCCUAUUUUAAAUACAAAAACCUAUGAAAUUAACCAGAUAAAAAUUAUAAAUGAACUGAUUCCUGGGAAUAUAACUAUGGAUUUAAAAGUAAUCCUAUGCAUUGUUAAUAAUUUUGUGGUGUUAGGACAACUUCUUUUUGCCACUUUGGAUCAUUUUUAAAAGCUACACCUUCAGAAUCAGCUCACAUAUCUCCUUUGAUUAUUUAUUAAAAUUACAGAUAUGAGCAUAUGAGAAAACAUAAAAGCAUAUGUAAAUUCAGUGGAGAAAAACUGAAGCAUCAAGAUCCAGGCCGAAGUAUGUGUUUGGAAUAAAAGUUUGUUUUCUGUGUUGACAACAAUAUAAAAUGCCAAUAUUAAGAUAUUUAGGCACUUUUACAGACAAACCUAAAGUCCAUUACUCAGUAAUGUUUUAAAAUACUAGUAAUAAUAUUUAUAUGUGAAUCUUCUACACACUGGAAAAAGCUCAAUCAUGAAGUAUUGAAAGAAUGAAAGAAAAGGUUUAGAUAGGAUCCCUGAUAUUUGGAAAUUCUAUGGCAUCAAGUAACUGGAACACUAUCCUAAUUGUCUACAGACCUAAUUUAGUCAGAGCUGUGCUACUGAUAUUAGGCAAAUUGUUUUAUCUUCUGAAACUGUUUCUCAAUAUGUAAAGAAGAAACAAUAAUCUGCCUACUGUGUGACAGUGAUUAUGAAGAUGAAAGCAAUGCCAUCCUUAGACUGUUUUUUUCUGGAAAAUUUUGUUUCAAAAUUUUCUCAUUGACUUGGGACUGAAUAUCAAAAAACCUUGUGCAGAAAAUAAUUGCUUGUCAUAAAAAUAGAUCAUGUUUUUGUAUUAAGCUUUUUAAAUGAAUAUUUGUGUCUGAAAUUAGUAUUUAGUAGUCUUUAUAGACCAGUAAACAUAGUAACACAUGGAUUUCUAAUUUUGAAAUAUAAGUAAGGCAAACACUCUGUAAAUUCUUCAUAUUCCUUUUCUGAUAGGUAGGCCUGAAACCAUAAAGGUCUCUGAAUAGAGUGUAACAUUUGGUAAACCCUAAUACACACUCCAAAUAAAUAUGAGAGUG
Marmota flaviventris (yellow-bellied marmot) is the source of this 1717-nucleotide messenger RNA. The record is from RefSeq and is a predicted model, not a curated record. Lineage: Eukaryota; Metazoa; Chordata; Mammalia; Rodentia; Sciuridae.